Molecule: messenger RNA, 1746 nt
Organism: Microthlaspi erraticum
Lineage: Eukaryota; Viridiplantae; Streptophyta; Magnoliopsida; Brassicales; Brassicaceae
Source: the annotation of a GenBank genome assembly
AUGGAUAUACCAGAGGGUAAUGGAAACCCUCUGGGUAAUGGAAAUGGUCGAGCUAGGCAGACUCGACCGAUUGGGCUUGGAGAUGCACCAAACCGCCACCAGCAAAGAAGAGGGAUUGUCCCACCUCCUGUCCAGAACCACAAUUUCGAGAUCAAGCUGGGGAUGAUUACCUUAGUCCAGAACAAGAUGUUCCAUGGAUUGUCUUGUGAAGAUCCCAUUGAUCACUUGGAUGAGUUUGAUAGGCUGUGUGAUCUGACCAAGAUGAAUGGUGUCUCUGAAGAUGCCAUCAAGCUGAGACUCUUCCCUAUGUCUCUUGGUGACAAGGCCCAUCAAUGGGAGAAGAGUUUACCCCAUGGAUCAAUCACUACAUGGGAGGAUUGCAAGAAGGCAUUUCUUGCCAAGUUCUUCUCUACUGGUCGCACUGCUAAGCUGAGAAGCGAGAUAUCUGGUUUCACUCAAAGGAACAAUGAGACAUUUGCUGAAGCUUGGGAGAGAUUCAAGGGUUACACCAGUCAAUGCCCUCAUCAUGGCUUCAGCAAUGAGUCUUUGCUUUCCACACUUUACAGAGGAGUUUUGCCAAGAUACAAAGAGAUGUUGGACACAGCCAGUAAUGGAAACUUCCUCAAUCAAGAUGUAGAUGAUGGCUGGCAGCUUGUGGAGAACAUUGCUAACUCAAGUGGGAGCUAUGGAGAGGAGUAUGAUCGCACAAACAGGAGCUCGACCUCCAACUCGAUCGAGUCUGAUAGUAAGCUGAGAAACGAUGUCAAGGCACUCAAUGAGAAGUUGGAUACGCUUAUCUUAGCUCAAUCCACAAUGAAGAAGGCCAACUUUGUUUCUAAAGAAGAGAUGGUUCAAGGCCAAGAAGAGGAGGAGAAUCAGUUUGCUGAAGUGUGCUACAUUAAGAAUGGACAAGGAGGUUAUCAAAACGGUUACUAUGGCUACAAGUCACACCCUACCAUGUCCUACAGUAACACUGAUGUUGCCAAUCCUCAAGAUCAAGUCUACCCUCCGCAGCAACAGGCUCCAGCGAGUCAGCCUCCACAGCAAGGAUAUGGUCAGAAAGGGAAUUUCCAGGGCCAUCAGGGAAAUUAUCAAGGACAACAGCAGAGUGUACCAACUGGGUAUGCACCUCAAGCGCCUCAGGCUUCACCAAGUCAGGAACAAGAAAUAAAAGCCAUGUUGAAGCAGCUCUUACAAGGUCAAGCAGAUGGUGCUAUGGAGAUAAGCAAGAAGUUGGCUGAGAUGAACUCUAAGAUUGAAUCCUUGAACACUAGAGUUCACUCUUUGGAACACCAUGCUUCUUCUUCUGCUGCUAAGCAAGGUCAAUUUCCUGGAAAGGCUGUUCAGAAUCCAAAGGAGCAUUGUAGAGCGAUCUUCACUCAAGAGGAAGGAUUUGAUCAACAAGCUGCUAAUGAGAAGGAUAUUGAGGAGAUCUGUAUGCUGCUUAAUAAUGAAGACAAUGUUGUUGCUGAUGCUCCUGGAGUCCAGUACGCUCAACCUGAAGUGCAAGCUCCUCAGAUAGCUAUCCACGCUUCACCGGUUGAGCUCGCACAACAAGCUCGAUUGGCAGCUCGAUCGAGCCAGACCGUCUCACCAGCUCGAUCGAGUCAGAUGCUCGAUCGAGUCAGAUGCUUUAUGCUCCAACACCAUCUGAUGAUGACACCUACAAGCCCCCUGUUCCAUUUCCAAGUAGAAUCCUUACCAAGAAUCAGAAAAAAGUCAUCACCAAGUUUAGGAAUGACAUGA